Molecule: messenger RNA, 2494 nt
Organism: Sceloporus undulatus (fence lizard)
Lineage: Eukaryota; Metazoa; Chordata; Lepidosauria; Squamata; Phrynosomatidae
Gene: PLPP2
Product: phospholipid phosphatase 2
Exons: 7
Coding region: 175-1086 (303 amino acids)
Biological process (GO): phospholipid dephosphorylation; phospholipid metabolic process; signal transduction
Molecular function (GO): phosphatidate phosphatase activity
Source: RefSeq, a predicted model, not a curated record
UCUUCCCAACCCAAAGCCUCCUCCAGACCCUCCCAGGAUCGCCUGCCUCGGUUCUACUCUUUGGGGAAGCUUUCUUUUCCCCUCCGCCUGGAUCGCUGGGGCUGGGAUGUGAAGCCCUGCUGCGCACAAUCCGAACCCAGGACCCGGGGAAACAAAACCAAGGAGCCCCCCAUCAUGGAGCGCAUUAAGAUCUUCGUGGUUUUGGACUGCCUUUGCCUGGUGGUUGUUUUCAAGAUGCUUCCAAAAGCUGAAGGUCCAAAUCUUUGGUGUACCCCAAAAUCCUCUUUGCCGUUCAUCGUCCUCACCCUGGUGAACUCUCCCUACAAGCGUGGUUUCUACUGUGACGACGACUCCAUCCGCUACCCGUACAAGCCGGACACCAUUACGCACGGAGUGAUGGCCGGGGUGACCAUCCCAUGCACUGUUAUCAUUAUUUCCGCCGGAGAGGCCUACCUUGUCUACACCGAGCGUCUCUACUCGCGGUCUGAGUUUAACAAUUACUUGGCCGCUCUCUACAAAGUCGUGGGGACCUUCCUUUUUGGCGGUGCCGUCAGCCAGUCUCUGACGGAUCUCGCCAAGUACAUGAUCGGCCGCUUGAGACCCAACUUCUUGGCCGUCUGCGAUCCGGACUGGUCGAAAGUCAACUGCUCGGUUUAUGUCCAGCUGGAAGGACUGUGCCGGGGCGAAGCCAAGAACAUCACUGAAUCCAGGUUAUCUUUCUAUUCGGGGCACUCCUCGUUCGGGAUGUAUUGCAUGAUGUUCCUAGCGCUUUAUAUCCAGGCUCGGUUGGUUGGGAGAUGGGCUCGGCUCGUGCGCCCCACCAUCCAGUUCUUCCUCAUCUCCUUCGCCAUCUACGUGGGCUACAGCCGCGUGUCGGACUACAAGCACCACUGGAGCGACGUUUUGGUGGGCCUCCUCCAGGGGGCGCUCAUCGCCAUCCUUGUGGUCCGCUACGUCUCUGACUUCUUCAAAGAGCGCCCCCCGUUGCCUUGCGCUGAGAAGGAUGCCGUCGGACACAAAGCCAGCAUCCCUCUUUCAUUGAGCGAACCGGAUCACAACCAUUACAGCUACCGCUCUCCUACCUGAACUGCUGUGUGUGUAUGUGUGUGUGUGUUUUGUGAUGGAGAGAAACACAACUGCCGAUGACCCCGAAAAAAUCUUCUAACUCCUCUCCCAGCAAGAGUUUGUACAUCGUUUUUGGACUUGCCUGAACAAAUGGGAGAUCGGUGGGGUCCUUCCUUCCAUCCUUGUGUGCGUUUUUUAAAAAGAUUUUCUUUAUGUCUUAUUAUUGUGCCCUGUAUAACUGCAUGGUGUAUUUUUUGGACUUUUUAUUCCCUCCCUUAAUUCAAGAAGGAGUGGGAAUUCACUAUCACUUUUUCACAGACUGUGGGUAUCUAUAUAUAUAUAUGCAAAGAUGUGUGUGCGUGUGCUUUAAAACUUUAUGGGUGAGAACUUGGAAAAAAGUUACUUUCUUGGAUUACAAGAAAGUUCUGUACUGCAAAAAUAAUCCACUUUGACACCACUUUAAAUGCCCUGGAAACCUGGGAUUUGUCGUUUUCUGAGCAUCGCUUUCUCUCUUUGUCGGAGACCUCUGGCACCACCACAAACUACAGUUCCCAGAUUUCCAUAGCACUGAGACAUGGCAGUUAAAGUGAUGUCAAACUGGAUUAUUUUUUGCCGUGCAGUCAACAUGGCCACAGCCAGCCAUGCAGGAAAUCAGACCUGGGGGGAGUCUAGGAUCUUUAAAAUGUAACUUUUCCAAGCUCUGUUCCAAAGAGAGGCAUCCCUGUCGGGGAUCGUUUUCAGUUCAGUUUGCAUUUGAAGCGAACUGAAACCUAGCUUUUAACACAGCUGGAUGUUAAUGGACUACAAUCCCCAUCAUCCCCAACCCUUUCUAGGUGGCAGGGGCUGAUGGGAUUGGAGUCACUCAGAGGUCUGUUUCAAUGGAGCUGGACAUUAUCAGAUAUUUAUGUAUGUUGCAGGGUUAUUGGGAAGAUUCACCACCUCUAUUCUGCUCCAUUUGCAGAAUUAAUCCACUUUGACACCGCUUUAACGUCCAUAGCUGCAUACUAGGGGAUUCUGGGAUUUGUAGUUUGCUGCGACAUCAGAGUCCUCUGAUAGAGGAGGCUCAAAGGUUCACAAAACUACCACCCCCAGAACUGCAUUACAUUGAGCCAAGGCAGUUAAAACGCAGAGUAACUCUAAUGUUCCUUUUCUCUUGAUUGAAAUCUGGGUUUGGGUGCGAAAAUGGGUCACAUCACAAAGCUUUAUAAACACCUACAAUGUCUAAAUAUUUGAAAACUGGGUCCAGGAUGGGAAGGCAGGAAGAGAGUGGAUUGAGGUGGCCUUUUGGAGCAACAAGAUCCCGACUUGCAUUAAAACGGAUCCCACGUUUCACCCUCCAAACGCAAGGGGAUCUUGUAGCACCUUUGUCGGAGUUGAGUUUUGCAUUGAUGGGAUUUUUAAUACAAUACAAUAAAAUAGAAAACCAUCA